Tetrahymena thermophila SB210 is the source of this 1728-nucleotide messenger RNA. Its product is annotated as methylcrotonyl-CoA carboxylase beta chain, putative. Gene Ontology annotation, cellular component: mitochondrion; methylcrotonoyl-CoA carboxylase complex. Gene Ontology annotation, biological process: L-leucine catabolic process. Gene Ontology annotation, molecular function: methylcrotonoyl-CoA carboxylase activity. The transcript is spliced from 6 exons. NCBI's taxonomy places the organism in Eukaryota, Ciliophora, Oligohymenophorea, Hymenostomatida, Tetrahymenidae. The record is from RefSeq and is a predicted model, not a curated record.
AUGCUUUCUAAAUUAGCCAAAGCAAGAAGUGUUUUCUAAAGCACGAUUAAGGGAAUCAGCGCUCCCUUUUCUUCAAGCUAGUAAGCUGCUUCUUCUAACUUGCAAUCUUUCUAUGAUUUCCCUGUUCUUAACAUGGAAUUAGAUAAGGAUAGUGACAUUUACAAAUCAAAUAUGGAAUCAUCUAAGAAGAUUAAUUCUGAAUUUUAAGCAGUCAUCAAUAAAAUCCUUGAAGGUGGUCCUAAAACUGCCCACGAUAAGCUCAAGGAAAGAAAGAAAUUGCCAGUCCGUGAAAGAAUCGCUAAACUUCUUGACCCUGGCAGCCCAUUUUUGGAGCUCUCUCAAUUGGCUGGCUAUGAGCUAUAUGGAAAGGAAGAAGUUCCAUCUGGUGGUGUAGUAACUGGUGUAGGUUUGAUUCACAACAAGUUUUGCGUAAUCGUUGCCAACGACCCUACAGUUAAAGGUGGUUCUUAUUACCCUAUCACUGUCAAAAAGCAUCUUAGAGCAUAGGAAAUUGCUGAAUAAAACAACCUUCCUUGCGUCUAUUUAGUUGACAGUGGUGGUGCUAAUCUUCCUAGAUAAGACGACGUCUUCCCUGAUAAAAAUCACUUUGGUAGAAUCUUUUACAACCAAGCAAAUCUUUCUGCUAAAGGAAUUCCUCAAAUUGCUCUCGUUUUGGGUUCAUGUACUGCAGGUGGUGCUUACGUUCCAGCUAUGUCUGAUGAAAACGUCAUUGUAAAGGGUAACGGUACUGUUUUCUUAGGUGGUCCUCCUCUUGUUAAAGCUGCAACUGGUGAAAUUGUUUCUGCUGAAGAUUUGGGUGGUGCUGAUGUCCACUGCAAGGUAUCUGGUUUGACUGAUCAUUAUGCUCACGAUGAACUCGAAGCCUUAAGAAUUGGUCGUUCUAUUGUUAAGAAUCUUAAAACCCCAGAAUUUAAUUUUGACUUAAGCAAUGUUGAAGCUCCUCUUUACGAUCCAGUUGAAUUAAAUGCUAUUUUAAGUCCUGAUUUGAAAAAGAGUGUUGAUUCUAGACACGUUAUUGCUAGAAUUGUUGAUGGUUCCAAAUUCUAGGAAUUCAAAAAAGAAUACGGUUCUACUUUAGUUACUGGUUUUGCUAAAUUAUACAACUAAGAAGUUGGUAUUGUUGCUAAUAAUGGUGUCUUAUUCUCAGAAAGUGCUUUGAAGGGUGCUCACUUCAUCGAAUUAUGUUCAUAGAGAAACAUCCCUUUAAUCUUCUUGUAAAAUAUUACUGGUUUCAUGGUUGGUAGCAAGUAUGAAAGUGAAGGUAUUGCUAAACACGGUGCAAAGAUGGUUAAUGCUGUCUCAACUUCCUAGGUUCCUAAAUUAAGUUUAUUGUUUGGUGGAUCCUUCGGUGCUGGUAAUUAUGGUAUGUGUGGACGUGCUUACUCUCCUAAUUAUUUAUUCUCUUGGCCCAUUUCUAAAAUUUCAGUUAUGGGUGGUGAAUAGGCUGCAGGUGUAAUGUUAGAAAUAGAAAAGGCUAAAGCUAAAGCAUAAAAAAAAGAUUUAAAUCAUGAAGAAUUAGAAGCAAUGAGAUAAAAAUUCGUUCAAGCUUAUGAAAAACAAGCUAGUAUUUAUCAUAGCAGUUCCAGAUUAUGGGAUGAUGGUGUUAUUCUUCCUGAAUAAACUCGUGAGUUAUUAGGUUUAAGUUUACUUACAACUUUAGCUAACAAAUAGAUUUAACCAUCUAAAUUUGGUGUCUUUAGAAUGUGA